Molecule: messenger RNA, 6800 nt
Organism: Hemibagrus wyckioides
Lineage: Eukaryota; Metazoa; Chordata; Actinopteri; Siluriformes; Bagridae
Gene: c2cd3
Product: C2 domain containing 3 centriole elongation regulator
Exons: 33
Coding region: 120-6686 (2188 amino acids)
Biological process (GO): cilium assembly; centriole elongation
Cellular component (GO): centriolar satellite; centriole
Source: RefSeq, a predicted model, not a curated record
AGUAGAAGAAGUUGAAGGCGGUAGUUGUGAUUGGUAAUGUCGUUGCCGAGUUGCAUUUAUGUAAACAAAAGUUGUCAAAAGAAUGAAAACCUGAAAUGUAAAGAUUACAGCUUGAAAAGAUGAAGAACAAAAGGGCAAAAUCUACCAAGGUUGGAGGUAAAAUAAAGAAAGUUGUCAGUGAUGUGUCCCCUUCCACGAGUAUUCCUCCUCUUGUAGAGGGUCAUGUGCGAUGUUUCCUAAGAGUCACAUUAAGCAGAGUGCUGUGGACUGUAGCCAGGCCUCCACCUCGCACCCUGGUCAGAUUACGCUGGUGGGGCGAGACGACCGGCGGCACCGUCUUCUGUCCCAGAGAUGGAUCUCUAGAUAGAGAGAAAGAUGUGAAAUCCACUGCCAGAUUUCCAGUGCGAUGUGGCCCAAAGCAGUUUACUUCAUAUUUAACAGAUAUGGGCUCACUGGUGCUGGAUGUUCUUACAAAGCCUGAUCACUUACCCAUCGCACGGGUUCAAAUACCUGGGAUUGCUAAAUUGUCCCUUUCUCAUUCUAUUAAUGGAUCUUUUACACUUGUGUCACCAGUGUCUGAAAAGCUUGGCGAGCUACAGGCCACACUUGCUUUAGAGCCACUGACAGAAACUUACGACAGCAGCAGCUCAGUACCAACUGUAGACUUGAGUAUUGACACAGCACUUUCUGCUCCAAGACUCAUCUCUGACCAAAACAUGCUGCUGCCAUCUUCAUCACAGUUUGGUCCAAAAAUCAGUGGAAAUGAGUCAGAUCCUGGAGGCAGUUCCAGGGAGACCCCAAUAGGAAAGGACCACUUGUACUUUCAAGACAGGGGAAAACCACAUUCUGUUAGAUCCAGUGCUGAAGUUGGAGCUUCAGUAAAUAGAAAUUUACAGGAGAAAAAUGAUGAACCCGAUGCCCACAUUCCCUCAGCAUCAGUGGACCUGCUUUCUGUUCUUCUUGAGCGUGGUAGCAAGCUUAGAAAUGCCAUGGUGGUGUCUGCAUUGCAGUCUGAUAUCAACUCUGACAUGGGUCUAAAGGACACUCCCCUCCACCUACAGACAGAUAACACUGGAGCUUUACUGCCCUCGGUUCCAUCGUCAGUGCAGGUGAUGCAGGAUCUUCUCCACUCAGACAUUCAGCACUCAGCUCAGGACCCUGAACUCCUCAUCCGUGGUACGCAUGACACAACUGUGGAGCAGCUUCUGGGGAGUGUUAAUGGAUCCGUGCUUGCCUUAUGGGAUGGAGAAGGUUCUCUUCCAGACACUCUCUCCGGCUGCAGCAGCGUACUUAUGGACAGUGAACUCAGUGAUCCCCAAUAUGACCAGAGUCUACUGGAGAACCUGUUCUACAAGGCUUCAAUGACUGAUGGCUGUUUAGAUGCAGGAGAUGAUGAGCAUGAGCCGCAAAAGAGCUUGGAAGAAAAUAACAGGCUAGAUUUGGGUGUCAUGCCACUUAGGGGACACAAGAAUUCCUUCCAUGGGCUGAGUGUGGAUAGGAUUUCACUUCUGGGAAGCAUCAGUUUAGCUAGAGUUACAGUUAUUCAGUUAUCAGUCCCCACAGACAAUACCUCUAAUAUACCAAGGAAGCAAUCAGGAAAAGGAAGACCACCUCUACCUCUCACUACUAGGAAAUGCUCAUAUUUUGUUGAAUAUCACUUUCCCUUACCAUCUGCUAUUAAUGCUGCUGGGAAAUCAGUUCCUGAAGAGGUCACACGUGUUGUCUCCAAUAAAGUUGUGGGUGGAGUGGUGAAAUUUCAGCAUCGGAGUGUCUUUCCAGUGCGCUUGAGUGGACCCACUAUCAAACAAUGGUGGGACGCAGACCUUAACUUUACAAUCUACUUGAGAAGGAGUCAUCAAAAGAAACCUGUUCCAAUAGGGACGGCUGUAUUCCCCGUACGCACUUUGCUUCAGAGCGAUCGGCUGAGUAUCACCACAUCACUUCCUGUCCAAAGACUUGAGAGCGAUUACACAAAUCAGGACAUUGGGCCUCUGAAGGUCUCAUUUGAACUAGCUGCAAGCAAGAAGGAGUUCACUUCCAAAAGCAGGUCAGGGAACAUGGCAGCAUGUGCAGGCACAUCUCCAUUGAACACAGACAUCUCUCUUGGACAACCGGAUGAUGGAGACACUACUGAUUUUCCACAUGUUAGUAACAGUGCUCAGAAGACAGACAGAAGAGAGACACCUCCAAUAGCAGUUCGUUCAUCCCCGAACAUCAUAAUGCCUGAGGCCAGGUCUGUUUCACCACAGGGAGCCCAAAACGUUCCUCGUAAAUCUGCUCAACUCACAGAGGAGGAAGACAGAGAUAUUUUGUUCCACACGCUGCUCAUGGUGCCAGAUGGAAAAGAUUUCCAUUGUGCACCUUUGCAGCCCAAUGUCUAUUUAAACUGUAAGCUCUUUGGAUCUGAAGAGACGAUUCGGUCUAUGGUCAGUUGGGGUCAGACACACCCAACAUUCAGCUUGAUUCAAGUGGCACCGGUACCUCUCACUUCCAAACUAUUGGAGAGGAUGAGGAAUAAUGUGAUGAUCAUAGAGGUCUGGCUCAGAGCUAGUUCUGCACAUAAUGAUAAACUCCUCGGACUGGUCAAACUACCUCUACACCAGUUUUAUAUGUCAUUCAGAGACCCCAAAAUUUGCCAGAUGCUUCUGCAGGCACAGUAUCCAGUGGUGGCAGUAGACAGCUAUAUGCCUGUAGUGGACAUUUUCAGUGGUGGAACACGCGGGAGUCUGAGGGUGUUUUUAGCCAUGGGCACGUCCCAGCAGAUCACCGCUCUGCAGCGCCUGAGAGACGAGGAACUGACCUCCGUGUCUCAGCUGCCCAGACCAGUCCACUUACUAGAUCACCGACCCAUGGAAGAUGUAAAGGCAAACACUCCUUCCUCUGCCCGGGCUAUGCAUGAGCAUGUGUUUCUGGUACGGAUUGAGAGAGUAAAGGGGUUAACUCCACUGCAGUCCACUAUCUGGGGAGAAGCAGAUUGUUAUAUCCAGUACUCAUUCCCCAGUCAGGAGGAGGCGUGGCUGGACAUCGAUCCACAUAUUGUGGAAAGCUAUGUAAGUCUGAAGUCAUUUCGUACUGCUACUACACUCUGCAUGCCUGAUCCUGUUUUUGGCCACUGUGAGACACAUGAGCUAGUGACCCCUCCUGGAGUUCCAGUGCAGAGGCUGUUGCUCAGCUCUCUGGCCAGUCAGGGUUUCAGCAAUGGAGGAGGAAUCCAGUUUGAAGUCUGGUGCAGGUAUUAUUACCCAAACGUGCGUGAGCAGCUGGUAGCCGGAGGACUGCUGCCCAUGGCCAAGCUGUGUGCCAUGGUGACGAUGCAGAGGCAAGGUGAAAAGGAAGCACAGCUCUUCUGCCUCCCACUUGUGCCAAAGUCUGACAAGCCAGCUGAUGUCCAGACACAGCCCUCAGGUCUACUUGAAGUGAGUGUUCAGUACAAGGCCCGGCCGGUGAGGAGAAAUAGUUUAAAGGAAGGCAUUGUUCCCUCCCGCAUGGUGACUGUGGUCAUGCAGGUGCACAGGGCCACUGGCCUGCAGGCCGCAGCACGGGCCAUGGGAUUGCAGUACUACUCGGAGGUGGGAGUUAACUCGUUCGUCACGCUGCAGCUCUCAUUUCUGCCAGAGAAAGAGCUCCGGAGGACUCGUAUAGCAGCCAGGAGUUUCUGCCCGGAAUUUGAGCACCACACUGAGUUUUGCUGUCAGCUGCUUGUGCAGAGGGACAGUGGAGAGAGUGUGAGUCUAGCUGAGGUGCUGCAGGAAUCUGUGGCCAUUUUCACAGUUUAUAACCGAGAUGGACACAAAGCAAUGAAUGCAUCAGGGUCUGCAGAUAGCGUUCUGGGAUCAGUGAAAAUUCGACUAGCUGAACUCCUUCAUAAAAGAACAGGUAUUUCUGGUUGGUAUGGUCUCUCCCUCCCUCCAAGUGUGCCUUUACAUCACGACCUAACCUCAGUCGGAGGACUCGAGCUCUCUAUAAACUUCAGCCACCGAACAGACCGGGAGCGUGUCCUCAGUUCGGCACGGAUGCUAGGGUGGGAAAUCGAGAGAGACAGUGAAGAAGAUUGGGAUGAUGAAGAGAACGGAGACACUCCUUCAAAAAGAAUGUGCACAAUGACAUUUUCUAUUCUUUUGCCCAGAGUCUGGCUUCCUGUGCCUUGUCUGCUGCUCCCAGGUCACACAGAACUCCAGAGAUCUACUUAUUGUUACUAUAGAUACAAACUGUAUAAUCAGGAGGCUUUCUGUUCUGAGCUGAGGCAUCCAGCUCUGGAAGAUGGUAAAGAGGAUGAAGGCAUGGCUACAGUGGCAUUCACAGGCACCCAGGUUGUAGAGCUCAGAGUGGGCCAGCCACUUCUCUGGUACCUGAGGGAGGAGAAACUAGAAGUGCAGCUGUGGGUAUCCUUCAGUAAGGAGAAGCGGAUGCGGCCUCACAAGUUGGAUCGCCUGGUGGGGUCUGCUUUUGUGGAUCUUUCAACCCUUGCAAAAACUUCAGAGCACAAGCAGACAAUAAGCGGUACAGUAAGAUUUUUAUUAGGGGUGUAUCCUCUGUUUAAGCCUUCUGCUGCUGAUCUGGGUGGAGCCGCUCUGAGAGUCCACAUCACUGUGACCGCAGCGUCUGUUCCACACACACCCCUGGUUCAACCACUCACAGAGGUGGAGGUGCAGCUGAGCAGUUCAGGAGAGGAAGAGGAGGAUAAAGGACCAUCACCUACACAGUCUCCCACUCCAGACAGUCCGUCCAGACAGUGUUGUGCAUCUAACAGACAAAAAACUAAAUCAGGGCUAAGCUCAAGUGUGAUCACUAGUGAGAACACCUUCACUGCAACUGUCAGUGUAGAACGAGCCAUGCACCUUAGUUUGAAAGGUUGCCCCUUAGCUGAGCAGAAAAACAGCCUCCCCAGCUGCUGGGUGUCUUAUGUUACAGCUGAUGAACCUGCUACAGUGAGCACAGCAGUACAGGGUAGUGAGUGUCCCGUGUGGGAUCAUCAACAGGAAUGCAGGCUUUCAAAAGAGCUACUUUUAGAUCCACAGCAGUCUCUGGUGUUCAAAGUCUGGCACAAAGGAGAAAUAGAGCGUGUGAUAGGCUUCGCCUCAGUGGACCUGUCCCCGCUUCUGUCUGGCUUUCAGUCUGUGUGUGGCUGGUACAACAUUACAGACUUAAGCGGGCAAUGCCAGGGUCAGAUCAAAGUGUCUGUGUCUCCUCUAAAAGGUGUGCAGGAGCUCCGUGCCCAGAGACAGACCAUGCAUGAGAACACUGCCACAGAAUCCAGCCCUCUGUUCAGUGCCAUGCCACUGUGUUAUCAGACCACCGCUGUGUACAGCAGCUUCCCCAGUCACAUUAGCCGCUUCUCUGAGCAGAGGAUCAGCACUCCUGAACAGACAGAACGACUGCUUUUCACAAGGUCUAGCCAGGCUGAUCAUCAUGAUGAACACAUGGACAAGGUUCGCCAGUUCCAUAAGAAUCUGCAGGAGAAGGAGAGUGUCAUGCUGAGUAACUGUGCUGGAGAUCCCUCUAGUUCAGCGCUCUUCUCAGCCCUCAGGAAAAACCUCAGUGAGCUGGAUGAUAUCCGAAAGUACUUUAGCCGCAAGUUGUCUACGCCUGUGUUCUCUGUACUGGGUCAAAACUCUGUGGACAAGGAACCACACAGGGGUUCAGAACCAGAUACUCAACAAUUACUGCUCAAGUCCAACCAACUGGUGGGAGAAGUUAAUGAAAUCAUUAAAAAUAUAAGUGAACAUCAAACCAAAAAAUCAUCCUCAAACACACCUACCACCCAAGCUGAAUCUGAAGUGUGUGUUUUUUCAAGCGUGGGACGUUCAGAGAACCGUGAAAUAGAGAAUUUUUAUAAUAAAGCCCCAGAAGCAAAAAUAGAGGACAUCUCACCACUCAUGUCUGUUACUUCAGAAGAACCUGAUCCUAGGGAUGAGGAACUCCACCACAGUGUUCUCUCCUCUGAGGAUGAGAAUAAAGAGGAGGAUGAGGUGGAGGAAAAUGAUUACGAAGAGUUUGAAGAGACGUUGAUAGAACCUCAACCUCUCAACGAGGUUACUUCAGCCACGGACAGGACAAGUCCCUGGACUACCGUGCUGUCUGAUCCUGAACUUGGCUCUUUAGAGAGUCUUGAGGCAACAGAGCAGCCUGUAGACCUCAUACACCAAAACGGGAGAGAAACUUCAAUGUCUCCACCAGUUACUAUCUCUGAACUACAGAGAAGUGCUAGUGAUUCAGAUCUUUCUGCUGAGACAGAAUCGUCUGAGAAUACAGGAGAUGUUUGUGUGGAACAUGGAGAUGAUGAGGUGGUUUUUAACAAUGAUUCCAAGCAAGACACCGUUCAGAUAACAGAACAUGAACAACAUGACCGCACAUCAGAUACAGAAGAUUCAGACUCACUGUUAUCUUCUAACUCUGGAUCUAGCACAAAGGCAAACAGUGAAAGUGAAAAGGUUGAAAGUAACGUGAAACUCUGUGAUGCUGUAGAGAUUCCAAACUUCUUUCUUCCAUCUCAUCACUUGGAGGCGUCUAUGAGAGCUCUACGUUUGGCUCCUGUUUUUCCCUCAGCCGCUGCUGAUCCUGCUUCUUCAAAAUCUGAGUUUACGUAUCGAGUGACUCGGCCAAGACCCAGCGUUCCUCCAUCAUCAGCGAAGAGAGAAGAAACAAAACGAAUCGCAAAAAUCUUUGCUUCACAUUUUACACAAUGAAAUUUUGUCGAUUUUUUGUUUUUUUUCUUCUACUAAUAUCUUUCUGUAUAAUAAUUGUAUGAUUUUAUUUAUAUACUAUUUUAAUUAUGUGAAUGAGAUCAAAUAAUGUGAUGA